Ipomoea triloba (trilobed morning glory) is the source of this 4965-nucleotide messenger RNA. Its product is annotated as pentatricopeptide repeat-containing protein At5g27110. Gene Ontology annotation, biological process: RNA modification. Lineage: Eukaryota; Viridiplantae; Streptophyta; Magnoliopsida; Solanales; Convolvulaceae. The record is from RefSeq and is a predicted model, not a curated record. The transcript has a single exon. Bases 79 to 2196 code for a protein of 705 amino acids. Gene Ontology annotation, cellular component: intracellular membrane-bounded organelle. Gene Ontology annotation, molecular function: RNA binding; protein binding.
AAUGCAAUGAACUAAAGAGGUGGAGCAGUAAACGAAGACUUCACUCGCAGGUUUUGUCCUUUUGGUUCAUGGAAAGGCAUGUAUAUUACUAUACAGAGGGUUUUGGCUCUCUUCAAAUCGCGCAAUGCAUCGAGAUGGAGUUCCAGGCCAUCUCUGAAACUGGAAGCCAAGGUUUUGCACCAAAAAAUUGUCACAUUGGGCUUGCAAAGGAGCAUUCCCCUAUCCAAGGGCCUUAUAGACUUGUAUAUAUCUUGCCAAGAUUUCCAAUCCGCCAAGCUGAUUUUCCAGAAUCUGGAGAAUCCUCUUGACAUCACUCUAUGGAAUGGACUCAUGGCGGCAUAUACAGGCAAUUCUGUGUUCAACGAAGCUCUUGAGCUCUUCCAGAAGCUUCUGCUCUUGUCCCCUUAUCUCAAGCCCGAUGGCUACACGUAUCCCAGUGUUCUCAAGGCCUGUGGCGGGUUAGGAGGCCGGCUGGAGUGCGGUAGAACAGUGCACGCCAGUGUGGUUAAGACUGGAUUUGUGUGUGAUGUGGUUGUUGCGAGCUCUGUGGUGGGAAUGUAUGGGAGAGGCGGUGAUUUUGAAUCAGCUGCUCAGGUGUUUGAUGAAAUGUCUGUGAGAGAUGUGGCUUGCUGGAACACUCUUAUUUCUUGCUAUUAUCAGAGGGGAGAAUGCGCCAAGACCUUGGAAUUGUUUGGGAAGAUGAAGGAGUCUGGGUACAUGCCAAAUUCUGUGUCUUACACUGCUGCUAUAUCUUCUUGUGCAAGGCUGUUGGAUUUGGGUAGAGGGGAGAGGAUCUAUGGGGAGCUGGUGAGAAAUGGGAUUGUUCUGGAUGGUUUUAUUUGUGCUGCUCUUGUGGACAUGUAUGGGAAAUGUGGCCAUAUAGAGAAAGCAAAGGAGGUCUUUGAGUGUAUCCCACACAAGAGUUUGGUUAAUUGGAAUGCCAUGAUUGCCGGCUACAGUUUGAGGGGUGACAGCAAAUCAUGCAUUGAGCUUCUGUUGAGGAUGAAUGAGGAAGACGUGCAGCCUUCUUUGACAACCUUAAGCAGCCUGCUAAUGGCUUGUUCUAGAUCAGCCCAAUUGCAGCAUGGGAAAUUUGUCCAUGCUUAUAUUAUCAGACGUGGAAUAGAACCUGAUAUGUUUGUUCAAUGCUCGCUUGUUGAUUUAUACUUCAAAUGUGGAAGGGUUGAGUAUGCCAAAAGAAUCUUUAGUACAACUCCAAAAGGGGAUGUAACAGCCUGGAAUACAAUGAUCUCUGGGUUAGUAUCAGCUGGCAAUUACUUGGAAGCUCUUGACAUCUAUAGUGAUAUGAAGAUGGCAGGCAUAAAGUAUAAUGCUAUUACGUUUACUAGUAUAUUAGUGGCUUGCUCACAGUUAGCAGCCUUAGAACAGGGGAAAGAAGUUCACAAGAGAAUUAUUGAGAGUAAGUUGGAUUCAAGUGAAAUAGUCAUGGGAGCGCUACUUGAUAUGUAUGCCAAAUGUGGUGCUGUUAGUGAAGCUUAUGAGGUGUUCCACCGGCUUCCUGAGAGAGAUAUCGUAUCCUGGACUUCAAUGAUAGUGGCUUAUGGGUCACAUGGCCAAGCUUCAGAAGCUUUACGUCUCUUCCAUGAAAUGCUUCAGUCUAAUGUUAAACCAGACAAAGUUACAUUCCUUGCAGUAAUUUCAGCAUGUAGCCAUGCUGGAUUAGUUGAUGAGGGUUGUCAUUAUUUUAAUUUAAUGGUUACUGAUUAUGGAAUCAAACCUAGCAUCGAAGACUACUCAUGUCUCCUAGAUCUUCUAGGGCGGGCUGGGAGAUUGAAUGAAGCCUAUGCAAUUCUUCAGAGAUCCCCUUAUAUGAGAGAGGACGUUUCAUUGCUAAGCACGCUAUUUUCUGCUUGCCAUAUGCAUAGGGAAGAAGAAAUUGGGGAGGAAGUUGCAAAACUUCUUAUUCAGAAAGGUUCUGAUGAUCCAUCAACGUAUGUCAUUCUGGCAAACAUGUUUGCCACUAGACAGAAAUGGAAUAAAGCGUUGGAUAUAAGAAUGAAGAUGAAAGAACUUGGAUUGAGAAAGAACCCCGGAUGCAGCUGGAUUGAAGUUGAUAAGAGAAUACAUACCUUCCUUGCUGAGGACCAAUCAUUUCCAGAGGCAGAAACAGUAUACGAGUGUCUAAACAAAAUAAACUACCAUAUUUACAAAUAUGAAAUGCUUGAUGUAAUGUGACUGAGGUGGAAUGACCCCUUAGAAAUAGUGAGUCCUUAAAAAACUAAACAUAGUUAUUCAUUUGAUGACUAGUUCAAUGGCAUCAUUACACAUCAAUCACAGAACUAAUUGACCCAGCAAGGAGACUCAGAGUGCAAGGGUAUGGCAACACCCGUGUUGCAAAUGCCUGUUUCUGGCCAUAUCAUCAAGGUACAAAGUUGGUUAUUCUAAUUAAUAGACUUUUAGGAGUCCUUCUCAUGGUGAUACUUCGUAAUUCCUAAGAUGUUGCAAUUUCAUUCGAUAGAGCAACUUGACUUGCCUGAUUUCUGUUGCAGGUAAUCUUGAAAGACUUUGAACUUGUCUUUAAAUGUAGGCUGAAACAAACUGAAAGUUUUGGGUGAUUGAUUAUUUGUAAAUGUAUAUUUCCUGUUUUUCCUCAUACACUUUCGGUCCUUCUAGUCCUGUUGCUGCUCCUUGUCUCAACAAUUUCAUAGUAAUAUUGUAAUAUAAUAUGUCAAGGAAGGGAUGCUAGGAAUAUGAAGAGAUUUAGGCUAUAUAUGAAUAUGUGCAGUAAACCAGAGUUUAAUGACAUUAUUUCAAAUACUGCAUAAAGAAAGUAUGUAGUUUUUACAGAGUACCCUGAACAAGAUGAAAGAAACAAAUACAUGCAAGUAUAACACACUUGAAUUAAAUUCUGGAUGGAAUCAUGGGAGUGGUGUUUUGCAGGUAGGCAGAAGCUGCUGCAACUCCGCUGCCAAGCUUCACUGGGUAACCAAUAUCCUUUAGUACCAUCUCCACUCCAGCGAGACAGCCCAGUAGUUGCAGCUGCAGAAAAUGCGUCAAUGGUUAGCAUAUUCAACUCCUUGGUAUUCAUUACCUUUCUAUUUUGAUAUUCAAAGUGAAAUAUGACAGGAAACCUAGCAAGUAGCAACCCUUUUAAAAUUGUGCUUUGCAAUUUACCUCGUUCAAAUUACCAAGAUGCCCUAUUCUAAAGACCUUCCCUGCCACUUUGUUAAGGCCUAGACCUAAGCUCAAGUUGUAGCGUUUCCAUGCCCUUUUGACAACUUCUGAACUGUCAAUAUAUGAAGGAACAACCACAGCAGUGACUGUGUCACUGAACCAUUCCUCCUUUUGGGUGCAGUUCUUCAAGCCCCACGCCUGCACUGCAAGCCUGCAUUUUCAUGGGGGAAUUGCACGGUUAUUUACGGUUCAAUGGAGAUAGAGAAUUAUGGGUAGUUCUAGUCAAAGGAAAUCCGGAGGAUAGAGACAAUCAUCAAAUCAUCAUUCUUUUCAAGAUUCAGAAACUUCGGGCAAUGGAAUAAUACCUUGUUGCAGUACCUAGGCGAGUAUGCCUUGCAAUCACAUUAUCAAGUCCUUCCUCAAAGAGAAGGUCGAGGCCUGCUCUCAGUCCAUAAAGAAGUUGAAUGGAAGGAGUGUAUGGCCAAUAUGUCCCCAUCUUGUAGAACUUCAAGUAGUCCUUCCAGUCAAAGAAAACCCUCACUGAUUUUGCAGUUUUGCUGGCCUCAAGAGCCUUGGGGCUUGCACAGACAAUUCCAAUACCAGUAGGAAGAGACAGAGCUUUCUGUGAACCAGUUAAUGCCACAUCAACACCCCAUUCAUCCAUGCGGAAAUCAAUCGCACAAAUGGAGGACACACCAUCAACAAGGAGGAGAGCUGGAUGCUGAUAGUGAUCUGAGAAGCACAGACAGGUUUGAAUGUUGAUACUAUUCUUAGAAAAAUAAUGUAUGUAGUCUGAAUUGUUGGGCGGAGGCCGGUGAAGGGCCAAGUCCAGCAAUUGGUGGCUAGGAGAUUGCUGGGCAAAGGCCUAAAGGGUCAAGUCCAACACCCUGCCUCUCAAAAAUAUGGCGGUAUAAGGAAAUAAAGUUGCACCUUCGCUACGAGCUAUAGCUUUUGGCAUAGUGGUAAGCGUUUGAUCUUAACAAGUUCAUAUGGCAUUAUAGUGUUAAUUCAAUCUUUCUUGCUUAAGUUGGACACUUACCGAGCAAUUUUCUUACAGUAGCCAAGUUGUUCGUAACUCCAGUUGCAGUCUCAUUGUGUACAAUGCAAAUAGCCUUGAUGGUAUGCGCUGUAUCCUCUGCUAGCUUUGAAGCCAAAACGUCAAGAUUUGCGCCUUGCCCCCAUUCACUCUCCACAACAUCAACAUUGAAGUUGAGACGCUGCUGCUGAUCAAUCCAGAGCAAACUGAACUGGCCAAUGAGGAAAGACACGAUCCGAUCACCAGGAGACAGCGUGUUGGUAAGUGCACUUUCCCAAGCUCCAGUCCCUGUUUUAUGGAGGUUUCAUUGCUCAUUAGAAUACAAAUAAAUGCAACUAUCUAGUGUUAUGAUGCCCAGUUUAUCAAGACAUGACAUCAUUCAUUUUUUUCAUUUUCUGAACACUUUGUGAUGUGAUUUAGCAUAGGGAACCUGUAGUUGGGAUCAGAAAUGGAGUCCCACUGGUAGUCUUGAAAAUCUUUUUCACAUCCUCAAGUAGAGUCUUUGUCAGUGCUGGAACAGCCGGGGAGCGAUAGUCCUCAUUGUUCCUGGUCAUUGCACGGAUAACUUGAUCCGGGAUAUUGACAGGUCCCGGAACAAAAAGAUGGUUCCUUCCAGGCGCAUUUACGUAGUCCAUUUUCCCCCCUCUGAAUCACACGAGUUGAAAUUCUGAUGUUCUCAAUACCCACACCCUGAAAAAAGUAGGGUUGUAAGUUAAUCCAAAGUUGGAUCUCCUUAUCCCUGAAACUUUCUUUUACUCUAUGUUACAUAAAUGCAAAGAUGUUCUUAACCUGUU